GAAAGCAUCAGCGCAAGACCGCCCCACGGGAGACUUUAAAAAAAAAAAAGAACACACACACACACGACACAUUCAGGAAAGAAAGAAGGGACUGUCCAGAGGGGUCUCGCUUUCUCCCUCUCUCUCUCUCUCUUUCUCUCUGUCUCUCUCUAACCCCCCCAACACCCCAACCUGCCCUGCUAUCUCGAUAGACCUUCGUCAGCAGGAAGAGGAGGUGGAAGAAGACGGGAGACGUGGGACGAGUUAACCUUCUACGUCAUCAAUCAUCAGCAACAUCAUCUAUAGUCGUCUUACCACCACCACCACCCCCGCCCCCGUCGCCGCCAGCUGCUAGCAGACCCGGACUUCAGCGCCACCAAAAGGGUGGUGGGCGAAAGUCAAGGAAUUAAGCGAUGUCCAUCAGCCUCUGGAAUGUCUGUGGUUGUCUCAUCCUCUCCGUCGUCACGAUAUCCGCAAAUACACAGCAGGACAAACAGCAUCACCCGAAUGACUACGUAAGGGAGGUCAGUCUGCGAAGUGGGCCCUUCCCCCCCGGCGGAGAUCUCGGCGUUCUCCACCUGGCCCCCAAAGAUGCCACGGAGACCAACCGACCGGCCAGGUCCUCGUCUUCGCCGUCCUCGGCUUCCUCCUCUUCACUAGUGGGCAUCCCGUCGCUCUCCUCGGGUCGAAACGAGGACUCGUUCUGGGCGAUGAGGGGGAAGAGGACGCGAGAUGAUGGUGGUGAUGGUGGUGGCUCCCUUGGUACAGUCAGUCGCGGCGGCCGGGAGAUGAGAGACCAGCAGCAUCAGCGUCAGAUCCCUGCCUCCGCGUCCUCCACAGCCAACGCGCAGCAGUCAGACUUGCCCUCCGCCGAUAGUAUCUACACGGAAGACAAGCCGGACGAUGAAAGGGGCAACGAAAACGGUGCAGAAACAGGUGAAAGCUUCGAUGACGAAGAGGACGACGAGCAGGACGUUUGGUUGGCUCGUGAUGACGAGGGUGAAGAUGCUGACACGGAUGAGGAUGGCGACCUCGACUUCAGCGAAGGAAGCUGGGCAUCGCGCGACAAGAAGGGGAUCAGCGAUUACACCCCGUUCUACUGGGGAUCGAACCAAAAUGUGUGGGGCAAAGCACCUCUCAGUGGAGCGCCAAUACCGGCUGUCCUCACUGAGACUCCUAGAACUUCCAAGAUGCGCAAUUCAAACACCAUCUCCGGGUGGGAAUCCAACCAGAGUUUCUGGGGCAAAAGAAACGACGAAGGUCCCUUCUGGGUGUCCAGGGGGAAGCGGGACCAUUCCGAUCCCUUCUGGGUCACGCGUGGGAAAAAGGGGGAGGACUACUCUGGCCCUUACUGGAUUGCGAGGGGAAAACGACCCCUGGCGACAGAGGGGUACUGGGGAUCUGGUCCUUUCGCCUUGGGCAAGAGAAUUACCGGUGCAGAGAAACUGGAAGGAUUCGCUGACCUGCAGGGGAACGGCAUGAUGGGAGAGAGCGACGACAAAGGGCCUUUCUGGGUCACUCGCGGCAAGAAGGAGACCCAAGACAUGGAUCCGGCUUCCCCAUUCUGGGUCAGCAGAGGAAAAAGGACUGAAAACAACACAUUCUGGGUGACGAGGGGCAAGAAAGACGGCAUCGCCCAUCCAUUCUGGGUCAAUCGGGGCAAAAAGGAACUCGAGAAAAAUCAUCCAUUUUGGAUUGCUAGGGGUAAGAAAGCAGAGACUGACAGCACCUGGCAGUUACAUGACAAAAAGGACAGUGACGUGACGCCAUUCUGGGUUGCAAGAGGUAAAAAAGAUGAAGUUUCACCCGAUUCCACGACCAGAGAGAAAAAAGACGUCAGUCAGACACCAUUCUGGGUGGCAAGAGGGAAGAAAGAUGAUCAAACACCAUUUUGGAUUGCAAGAGGAAAGAAAGACAAUGCUCAGAUGCCAUUUUGGGUAGCAAGAGGAAAGAAAGAUAAUCAAACUCCACUUGAGACUUCUCUAGGGGAAAAGAAAGAUGCUCAGACACCCUUCUGGAUAGCACGAGGGAAAAAAGAAGACAGCCAAACACCCUUCUGGAUAGCACGAGGGAAAAAAGAAGACAGCCAAACACCCUUCUGGAUAGCACGAGGGAAAAAAGAAGACAGCCAACCACCCUUCUGGAUAACACGAGGGAAAAAAGACGACAGCCAACCACCCUUUUGGGUAGCACGAGGGAAAAAAGAAGACAGCCAAACACCCUUUUGGGUAGCACGAGGGAAAAAAGACGAUAAUCAGACACCCUUCUGGAUAGCACGAGGGAAAAAAGAAGACAGCCAAACACCCUUCUGGAUAGCACGAGGGAAAAAAGAAGACAGCCAAACACCCUUCUGGAUAGCACGAGGGAAAAAAGAAGACAGCCAAACACCCUUCUGGAUAGCACGAGGGAAAAAAGAAGACAGCCAAACACCCUUCUGGAUAGCACGAGGGAAAAAAGAAGACAGCCAAACACCCUUCUGGAUAGCACGAGGGAAAAAAGAAGACAACCAACCACCCUUUUGGGUAGCACGAGGGAAAAAAGAUGAUAGCCAAACACCCUUUUGGGUAGCACGAGGGAAAAAAGACGAUCAUCAGACACCCUUCUGGAUAGCGCGCGGAAAGAAAGAUGAAGAUCGGGAACCUCUUUGGUUCGCCCUGGACAAAACCAAAGACCAAACACCAUACUGGGUAGCCCGGGGGAAGAAGCAAGAUUCGAACCCUUACUGGAUCGCACGAGGCAAAAAACCAGACCCCGAGGAGCAGCUGCAGAGCGACCCCAACCUCUUCUGGGUGGCGAGAGGCAAGAAAGAUGGACUGACCAGUCCUUACUGGAUCGCCCGAGGCAAAAAGGAACCAGAGACCCCUAACCAAUUCUGGGUAGCCCGGGGGAAAAGGACCGGGGUGGACAACCCCUUCUGGGUCGCCAGGGGAAGGAAAACCGACCCCGAAGAGGAUAGCGAGAACUUGUUCUGGGUCGCUCGAGGGAAAAAGAACUUCUGGACGUCCAGAGGGAAAAGGCCGCAGCUCCUCCAAGGGAGGGACCACGAUCUCCUUAUGACCUACGUCAUGGAGGCCCUACUGGGACAAAAAGAUAUGGACAACUCGGAAACUAUGCAGAGACUCCGCGGGAAAAAGGGGACCUCGACCUCGUUGGCCACGACAGUCGCGCAGACGCAGAACGAAGACCCAUAUGGCAAAGGAUUUGUUGCGCUGAGAGGAUAGUUCACAUCUAGACCUCUCUUCACUGUUUCACUUCAAAGUUUAUAAUAUUGUCAUUUAGUUUAUAUUAAGAUUUUUACAAUGUGUGUAUAAGGAAAGGUGUUUAACUGUGUUCCAAGAGUCACUUACCAUUAGGUCACUUGCUUGGGAUAUACUAUAUAUAUAUAUAAGUAAAUAUACAUAUUGAAUACAUUGUGUAUCAACAUAUUUAACCACAUGCAAAGCAAAAAAGUUCGACUACAAAAUGUUAUUGUGCUGAAAUAAAUGCAGAAGUGUAUAUGAACCUUUGAACAUUAGCCUGAGAAAAUCUUUAAAAAAAAAAUUCUUCAUGGACAAAACAAUACAAAAAUAGUAAGGACAUUACGAGCAAUUUGAAAUUUUCAAGUUCUUGCUAAUGACGAGCUGCAAUUAAAAAAAAGACGCUAAAUAAUCCGUGCCUAAGAACAGUGACCUUAACAAAGGGGGUGACCUAAUCCUACCGAACGUGACCUACCGGAUAUCCUAACGUCACAAGGGCUGGAGGAGUUAGGAUGACCUGCGUAUUUCACUUACAAAUAAAUCCUAAAAAGGGA
Messenger RNA from Macrobrachium nipponense, 3769 nucleotides. RefSeq lists its product as uncharacterized. NCBI's taxonomy places the organism in Eukaryota, Metazoa, Arthropoda, Malacostraca, Decapoda, Palaemonidae. The record is from RefSeq and is a predicted model, not a curated record. The transcript has 3 exons. The coding region runs from base 393 to 3200 and encodes 935 amino acids.